AUGGUGUUGUGUGAAGGAGUAAAUUAUUUGGUAAGUCAGAAUGCCAUCGGCAUAUCCCAUACAAUUAAGCACGCGAUUGAAGGCAUAGGGUCUGGUCAUGCCAUCCCACUGCCUAACGUCCGGGCUGAAGUGCUCGAAAAGGUCAUCGAGUACUGUGACAGAUGUUUUCAGCAGCAGAGCUGGCCUGCUGAAUAUGCAAAGUCCAAUGAAGCAUUGCUCUUCGAGAUUCUCUUGGCAGCUGAUUAUUUGAACAUUGCAAGUCUGCAGAACUUGAUGUGCCAGGCGAUUAGCGGUCUUGUUAUGGGUAAGAGUGGAGUAGAGCUCCGCAGUGCCUUGAACAUUCAAGGAAACUUUGACGCUGAUGAAGAGGCUCAUCUUCGAAACACUUUGACUGGGUUGGGCUGUGUUUUGGAGCGCCAAGAUUAG
Messenger RNA from Papaver somniferum (opium poppy), 426 nucleotides. RefSeq names its product SKP1-like protein 1A. Gene Ontology annotation, biological process: SCF-dependent proteasomal ubiquitin-dependent protein catabolic process. Lineage: Eukaryota; Viridiplantae; Streptophyta; Magnoliopsida; Ranunculales; Papaveraceae. Gene Ontology annotation, molecular function: cullin family protein binding. The coding region runs from base 1 to 426 and encodes 141 amino acids. The transcript has a single exon. The record is from RefSeq and is a predicted model, not a curated record. Gene Ontology annotation, cellular component: cytoplasm; nucleus.